Molecule: messenger RNA, 726 nt
Organism: Lottia gigantea (owl limpet)
Lineage: Eukaryota; Metazoa; Mollusca; Gastropoda; Lottiidae
Exons: 6
Coding region: 1-726 (241 amino acids)
Biological process (GO): transport
Cellular component (GO): mitochondrion
Molecular function (GO): transmembrane transporter activity
Source: RefSeq, a predicted model, not a curated record
AUGCAGGCACAGAGUGGGUUUGAGAAGACCAAUAUGAUAAAUACCUUUAUUAAAACUUUUAAAGCUCAAGGAAUCAAAGGGCUAUACAGAGGCUGUAUUCCACCACUCUGGGGAUCUGGUAUUUACCGCUCUGCUCAGUUUGCAGUUUUUGAAGCUGUGUAUACACAUCAAGAUCAGAGUUUUGGAAAAUAUGAAUUACCUGGAACUGGAGGAAUUCAAUUACGUGUAUUGACAGCUGGAAUGUGUGCCUCUACCAUCAGAGCUAUAAUUGAAACACCUUUAGAUUAUGCUAAAGUUAGAGGACAAAUCAGCAAAAAAUGGCAGCUUUCUCAAGUCUAUACGGGUUUUGGUGUGACUUGGGCCAGAACAAUGGGGCUAAUGUGUACAUAUUUUAUAUUGGUGGAUUCUGGAAGGAGACAUUUUCCUGAACAAUUUAAGAAACCUUUAAUAGGUCCAUUUCUGACAUCAGGAAUAGCUGCUACUUUAGCUUGGUGGAUUGUUUGGCCAUUGGAAUAUAUGAAAUGCCAAGUACAGUGUGAUUAUGGAAAGAAUGUGUCAGUAUUAGAGAGAAUGAAAAUAAUUAUAAAAGAGAGAGGAGGGUUUUUUGGUUUAUAUCGUGGUUUAAUGCCAGGAACUAUUAGAAGUUUUCUAGCUAAUGGAACCAGUAUGAUUGUCAUGGUUACAGCUCAGCGUAAAGUUACUGAGUGGGGAUUACGAGACACCUGA